This is a messenger RNA of Diprion similis, 1158 nucleotides long. Its product is annotated as peptidoglycan recognition protein-like. The record is from RefSeq and is a predicted model, not a curated record. The transcript has 4 exons. The coding region runs from base 1 to 804 and encodes 267 amino acids. Gene Ontology annotation, molecular function: zinc ion binding; N-acetylmuramoyl-L-alanine amidase activity. NCBI's taxonomy places the organism in Eukaryota, Metazoa, Arthropoda, Insecta, Hymenoptera, Diprionidae. Gene Ontology annotation, biological process: peptidoglycan catabolic process.
AUGAGUUACGGAUUACCCCGAAAAAAACCAGCAUCCGAUGCUGACCUGUCGAAAGGAUUAGGAACACAAUGGCGAGCUAUCCUGUUUGCUUGGAAAAUGUUGGCUUUAACUUUGGGAAUCUUCCUCUUCGGUGCAGUAAUUACAAUUUUGGUCUUACUUCUGCAACAUUCGAGCUGUUCAGCACCGAGCUCCGCUGUUCCACAAUUUUCCAAUUCGUCGAUGGAUAGUGAUGGUCUAAUUCCGGUUACCUCCUCAUUUUCUGACUCAGCGAUGAACGGUAACGGUCUACCAUUCAAUGAUCUGAGAUUCGUCACACGGGACGAGUGGGGCGGCGCACUGCCAACGGAACGCCUAGAAGAAUUGAAACAUCCGGUUCCUUAUGUGAUCAUCAGUCACACCGCAACGGACUUUUGCGACACGCAGUCGACGUGCACAUUUCGGGUCCGCUUCGCCCAGACGUUUCACAUGGAGUCACGAAAUUGGUCGGAUAUUACUUACAAUUUUUUGAUCGGCGGGGAUGCUUGCGCCUACAUUGGACGCGGCUGGGACCAUGUCGGGGCACAUACGUACGGUUACAACACGAGGAGCAUUGGAAUCUCUUUCAUUGGCACAUACAAUACCGUUGCGCCCUCGGAUCACCAGAUGCACGCACUUGAGCAACUUAUUGAGAUAGGAGUAAAGUCCGGGAAAAUUGCAGCCGAUUAUAAACUUUUAGGGCAUCGUCAAGUUUCCAAAACUCUGAGCCCUGGUGACGCGUUGUAUAAUAUUAUAAAAACGUGGCCACAUUGGUCCCCUACGCCGUAAUACUGUACGAGUAUAGUGGAUAACUAUUACACAAAUUAGCAAAGCGCUUUUUGAAGUAUGAGCUUUUUUAGAAUUGAUAAUCUUUGCCAAAAAAAUUCUAUACUGUUACCCUCAUGAAUUUGAGUAGUCCACUCCCAAAUUUAUAAGUGAAGUAUAAGUAACAAUAAAUCGGAAAAACGGUUUUUGCACGAAACUUUUCAUCGUCAUUAAAAGGUAAGAGUCUGUCGGUUCGCCCGACAAACUACCGUAAUGAUCUCGCAAAGGACCGAGUGAAAAAUCUGGAACUGAUAGGACUUGGCAGCUAGAUGAAAAAGUUUUGAAAGAACAAUUAAAAAAACAAGAUAUUUAUAAAUU